GACGCAACGCAUAAAGGACACACAGAGGUUGUACAAGUAUUGCUGCGAAAUGGAGCACGAGUAGAUCAGCAGCGUCCGGACGGAGUCACUGCGCUGCUUCUUGCCUGUGGACCAGGGCACCUUGACACCGCUCGGGCGUUACUAGGAGGCGGUGCGUCUAUCAACUUGGAGAAUGAAAAUGGCAUUAGUGCGUUGGGGUUGGCUUCGCACUGGGGCCACAUCGAAUUUGUUCAGCUGCUGCUGAACAAUCAAGCGGGCGUCAAUUUGACUAGCAAGAGCGGCUGGACCGUGCUAAUGGCCGCUUCGCGACAGGGCCACACGGAUAUUGCGCAGUUGUUGCUGGAACAUGGAGCUCAAGUGGAUCAGCAGAAUCCGAGUGGAGCAACGGCUCUAGUGGCUGCGUGUGAAAAUGGGCACUACGAUACUGCUCGAGGCUUGAUUGAAUGUGGCGCAUCUAUCGAUUUACAGGAUGAGGAUGGAUAUAGCGCGUUAAUUGUCGCUUCUUGGCGAGGGCAUGCCAGCAUCGUCGAGUUGCUUUUGGUCAAUCGAGCGUCCAUUGACUUGGCGAACAACAGAGGCAUGACUGCACUAAUGCUUGGGUCGCAACAAGGGCACACGGAUGUUGUGUCCCUCUUGGUGAGAAACAGAGCAAAUGUCCACCACCACAACUCGCAUGGCUCCACAGCUCUGCUAUUGGCAAGUGAACACGGCCACCUCGAUGCCACACGUGCUCUCAUUGAGCAUGGUGCCAAGGUUGAUGUGAAAGACGCUGACGAAGACGAUCCACUCCUGGUUGCCGCGAUGUUCGGUCAUGGGGAGGUGGUGAAGCUGCUGAUGGAGCACGGAGCCUCAGUCGACGGUUUCAACAAGGCCGGAGCAACGCCACUUAUAAGCGCUGCCCAAAAAGGUUUCACAGACGUCGUUGCAUUGCUUCUGGCAGCGGGAGCCAACAUUAAUCAACCAAACGGUAGUGGUGCGACUGCUUUACAAGUUGCAAGCGAACACGGUCAUUUGGAGGUCGUGAAAGCCCUUGUGGGGCGUGGGGCGACAAUGGAGACGACAGAUAACAGCGCAUUCAAGGACGUGGUAGAGCACUUGACUUCGUAGAUGUCGAUUCAAACCAAAUGUUGCAACGAGGUUGGUGAUAGCUCGAUAGGUAAGCCUACAUAGGUAGGAUUCCUAGUCUAGCAAGCGAGAAAUGUGCGAAUAUGUCAAGUUGCUCACACUUACCUGCGUUGCCACAGUUCAACGCUUGUAGGGCUGCACUAUAAUACAUACUGCACUAUAAUACAUAUGUACAUGUAGUGCUCCUAACAAAAUGAAUCCGUAGCAGCCGCACGACGUCCUCGUGUUUAUCCGCCUACCUAGCGCUUCACGAUACCCCCAAACUGUUGUGACAACGGAUUCAAGUUCCCAUUUGACCCCAACACUACAGUAGAGGUAAAACUUAAAAAAAAUAGCAUGCUUCUCCUACGUCGGCCCACGAAUUAGCUGCACGGGACAUCGGCACCUGACGCAGGAGCUAUAGUGCCAAGCGUGCAAGCUUGGCACUGCGUUUCUGAUGUCCGCACCUUGCGGUGAAGUUGAUGCCCGAUCGGCAUCGCUCGGGAGCUGCGACGCGGCAUCCAUCUCACCGCUCGCCGCAGCAGCAACCGUCGCCACCGCCUCGAAUCUGCAGCAACAGCCCCCCCCCCAUCUCGUCUGCAAGUCCGUCCGCGCGGCCUGCACCGGCAGCAAAUAGACUCGCCCCCAGUAUGCACGCCGAUCGACAAUCGGACACGCGUUUCUCCGCCGACGCGCAAAUCCUUUCCCCGGCCGGACGGCGAGCGCACCAAGCAGCCAAAGCCACAGACCAGCGAGCGGACCAUUUCGCCGGGUCACUGGUGCUUGGUGGCAAAGCCACGCUUCAAUUUGUGUACACUUGGUGUGCGCGCACAUCGCCGGGCCGUUUGGUGCUUGGGUCGGCCCCCUCAAGUAGCAACCAUGAGGUUUUAUUGCCGUGCGAGCUUUGGGCCGGCCAACUUCGAGUCGCCUUCGGUGGUUGCGAUCCUCCUCAUUCUCGGAUUCCCCGUCCAAGCCUCAAGCCCCCUCAAGUACCAGCACAGUAGUGACCAUGGCCUUCCGUCAGGUGUUCAAGACGCAGGCGCGCCACAUGAGCUCCGGCUCGCGCAAGUUCUUCGUGGGCGGCAACUGGAAGUGCAACGGCUCGCUGGGCCAGGCGCAGGAGCUCGUGGGCAUGCUCAACACGGCCAAGAUCCCGGCCAACGUGGAGGUGGUCGUGGCCCCGUCGCAGGUGCACGCCGCCACGGUCAAGGCCGCGCUGCGGCCCGACGUGCGCGUGAGCGGCCAGGACGUGUGGAAGCAGGGCAACGGCGCCUUCACGGGCGAGACGUCGGCCGAGAUGCUCAAGGACCUGGGCGCCGAGUACACGCUCGUGGGCCACAGCGAGCGCCGCGAGAAGGGCGAGACCAACGAGGUCGUGGCCAAGAAGGCCGCCUACGCGCUCGAGAAGGGCCUGGCCGUCAUCGCCUGCAUCGGCGAGACCAAGGAGCUCCGCGAGGCCAACCAGACCGUGGCCUUCAUCACGGAGCAGCUCGACGCCUACGCGGCCGAGAUCAAGGACUGGACCAACGUGGUCAUCGCCUACGAGCCCAUCUGGGCCAUCGGCACGGGCCUUACGGCCUCGCCCGACCAGGCCCAGGAGGUGCACGCCAGCAUCCGUGCCUGGCUCAAGGAGAAGGUGUCCCCCGAGGCCGCCGAGAAGACGCGCGUCAUCUACGGCGGCUCGGUCGGUGCCAAGAACGCCCCCGAGCUCUCGCAGAAGGCCGACAUUGACGGCUUCCUGGUCGGCGGCGCCUCGCUCAAGCCCGACUUCCUGCAGAUCAUCAACGCCCAGAACCCCACGGACAACGUCGGCGGCGCGGUGAACGUUGCCAUCAACGGCUUUGGCCGCAUCGGCCGCCUCGUGCUGCGCGCUGCUGCCAAGAACCCGCUGAUCAACAUUGUGGCCAUCAACGACCCCUUCAUCUCCACGACCUACAUGGAGUACAUGCUCAAGUACGACACGGUGCACGGCCGCUUCGGCGGCGAGAUCUCGCACGACGAGCAGCACAUCUUCGUGGACGGCAAGCCCAUCCGCGUCUUCAACGAGAUGAACCCGGCCAACAUCAAGUGGGGCGAGGAGCAGGUGCAGUACGUGGUGGAGUCCACGGGCGCCUUCACGACGACCGAGAAGGCGUCGGCCCACCUGCAGAACGGCGUGGAGAAGGUGGUGAUCUCGGCGCCGUCGAGCGACGCGCCCAUGUUCGUGAUGGGCGUGAACCACGAGCUGUACGAGAAGAACAUGCACGUGGUGUCGAACGCGUCGUGCACGACGAACUGUCUGGCGCCGCUGGCCAAGGUGGUGCACGACAAGUUCGGCAUCAAGGAGGGUCUGAUGACGACGGUGCACGCCGUGACGGCGACGCAGAAGACGGUGGACGGUCCGUCGAAGAAGGACUGGCGCGGCGGCCGUGGCGCGUGCUUCAACAUUAUCCCGAGCUCGACGGGCGCCGCCAAGGCUGUGGGCAAGGUGAUCCCGGACCUGAACGGCAAGCUGACGGGCAUGUCGUUCCGUGUGCCUACGGCUGACGUGUCUGUGGUGGACCUGACUGCUCGUCUGGUGAACCCCGCUUCGUACGACGAGAUCAAGGCUGCGAUCAAGUCGGCCAGCGAGAACGAGAUGCAGGGCAUCCUCGGCUACACGGAGAACGCUGUUGUGUCGAGCGACUUCAUCGGCGACUCGCACUCGUCCAUCUUCGACGCUAGCGCUGGCAUUGCUCUGACGAACGACUUCGUGAAGCUCGUGUCGUGGUACGACAACGAGUGGGGCUACAGCUCGCGUGUGCUGGACCUGAUCGAGCACAUGGUAAAGAACGAGUAAGUUUGCUCGCCUGGUGCAGCUACGUUCAGCUUGAAGUACGUGCUGGC
This is a messenger RNA of Phytophthora sojae, 3969 nucleotides long. RefSeq lists its product as hypothetical. Lineage: Eukaryota; Oomycota; Peronosporomycetes; Peronosporales; Peronosporaceae. The record is from RefSeq and is a predicted model, not a curated record. Gene Ontology annotation, molecular function: NAD binding; triose-phosphate isomerase activity; oxidoreductase activity, acting on the aldehyde or oxo group of donors, NAD or NADP as acceptor. Bases 2114 to 3922 code for a protein of 602 amino acids. The transcript has a single exon. Gene Ontology annotation, biological process: glucose metabolic process; glycolytic process.